AUGGGCAGCGUACUCGACAAGAAUUCGUCCCGGGUGCGAAAACGGAUUGAAAGCCACAGGUUUGAAAACGAGGAGGGUGAUGAAUACAAGGGUAGCGCGUUCGGAGGCUUCGGCGAAUACUUUCGUCGCAAGAAGAUCAAGCUUCAAAAUCUCGAUGCAGACAUACGCGCCUCGUCCGACAAGCCUCAGAUAUUCAGGGGCAUAGUAGCUCAUGUGACCGGCUAUACGCAACCUCCGCUACACAUACUUCAUCGCGACAUCGUGGAGCAUGGCGGUGGAUUCCUGCAGUAUCUAGACUCCAAGUCAAUGGCCACCCACGUCAUCGCUUCGACUUUGCCUCCCAAAAAGAGCGUCGAGUUCAGCCGCUAUCGGAUCGUGAAACCCGCCUGGAUUGUGGACUCGAUCGCCGCCGGGAAGCUGCUGCCAUGGGCCGAUUACCGCGUGUUGGACGAGGGGCCAAGGCAGCAAGUCCUGAAAAUCGGUGGCGAUACAACCAUUUCGCAAACAAGCCCCCAGGUCCGGCGUGGGUAUAAGGAACAAACGGACAACAGCUUUUAUACGAGACAAAUCAAUUCUGCAACCACCACUCCCUGUCGGCCCUUGGAUGGUCGGGGGAAAGGGCUGUCAGCACCAACUAGGCAGCCGGUUUGGGAAGAAUCAAAAGAUGAAAAACCGUGGCGGGAUGAAGAGCAAGUCGCUUCUGUUUCAGAUGCAUAUGAUACCCAUGAGAUGUUGGAGAACCAUACUUUGACGAGGAGGACUCCGCCUGCCAGGGGUACAACUUCUAAUGAGGGCGUGCCUCCUCCAGACAGGCUCGAUGACCCCGUCAGUCACUCUUUAGCCUCUGGACCAUCCAAGAACAUGACUUCAGAGGAAUAUAAUGCAUGGCUGCUGUCAGAUCCGCGUUUGCGAAAAUCAUCCACAGCCAACCCGGAAUUUCUUCAGCAAUUUUACUCGGAAAGCCGAUUGCACCACCUAUCGUCUUGGAAAGCAAACCUGAAGUCGUCGAUGCAACGCCUCGCGGCGGAAAGAGGACUUUCGCAAAGCAAGCUCAAGAGAAAGCCGGGCGCCAGACAAUACAUCAUGCACGUUGAUUUCGACAGUUUCUUCUGUGCCGUGUCUCUCAAGUCCCAUCCAGACUACAAGGACAAGCCUGCUGCUGUUGCGCAUAGCUCUGGGCCUGGUUCCGAAAUAGCGAGCUGCAACUAUCCGGCGCGCACGUUUGGCAUCAAGAAUGGAAUGUGGAUGAAACGAGCCUUGGAACUCUGCCCAAACAUAAAGGUAUUGCCGUAUGAUUUUCCAGCCUACGAAGACGCCAGCCGGCUCUUUUACGAAUCAAUCAUGUCCAUUGGCGGAGUGGUUCAAAGCGUCAGCGUCGACGAGGCUUUGAUUGAUGCAACGGAGAUUAUUUACUCGGCUUGCGGCUCGCAAGGCGUUGGCAUUGACGAGGGCAGUAUCUGGCGAGAGCAGCAAAAGGCGGAGGAGAUUGCUCUCGAACUCAGGAAGAGCAUCAAGGGCAAGACGGCAUGUGACGUUUCGGUGGGAAUCGGGGGCAACAUUCUCCAAGCCAAAGUGGCGCUUCGACGCGCCAAGCCUGCCGGACAAUUUCAGUUGCGGCCAGAAGAUGUGCUCCAUGUUGUCGGGGAACUGACAGUGGAGAAGCUGCCCGGGGUUUCCUACAGCAUCGGGGGGAAACUGGAAGACUUGGGCGUCAAGUUCGUCAAGGACAUCCGCAACAUUUCAAGAGAGCGCCUUGCUAGCGCGCUCGGACCCAAGACGGGCGAUAAGCUAGCCGACUAUGCGCGCGGGAUAGAUCGAACCCAGGUUGGUGAGCAACCGCCCAGAAAAUCGGUCUCGGCCGAAGUCAGCUGGGGAAUCCGCUUCAUCAGCCAACAAGAAGCGGACGAGUUUGUGUACAACUUGUGCAAAGAGCUCGAAAAGCGACUGCUGAACGAGCAGCUGAGGGGCAAGCAUCUCACCGUGAAAAUAAUGCGACGGUCUCUGGACGCCCCGCUGGAUCCAGCGAAGCAUCUGGGGCACGGCAAAUGCGACACCUUUAACAAGAGCAUCACGUUCGGAGUGGCAACGCACAGCUGCGAAACAAUCGGCAAGGAGGCGGUGUCGAUUCUGAGGGCGUUCAAAUUCAGCCCCGGUGACUUGCGUGGCCUGGGCGUGCAAAUGACCAAGCUAGAACCGAUCAACAAGGCCGGCACCGGACACGGAGGACACGAUGAGGGCAGCCAGCGAACAUUGAGCUUCGGCCGCUUUGCCGUGCCUGUGUCGGCGAAGAAGGCAAGACGAGCAGAGCCUAUUGACGAGAUUGACAGUCCGAGGAAGCCCAAGAAGCAGGAUGCCGUCAGCGGCAUAGGUGCAGAUCCCAUUGCCGACGACGAUUCCCCGACACCCCGCAAGCCAAAAUCGCAUGCUGCCAUGGCACUCUCGAGGGCUCACCAGGAGGACGUCAAAGCGCACACGCCCCUCAACGUGUCCGGGACGCAGUUCAUCAUACCCAGCAACCCCGACGCGGCCGUGAUGGCUGAGCUGCCAAGCGACAUCAGAAACAGGCUGGUUGGCCAGCAACAGCGGCAAAACAGGCCCGACAUUCCAAGCAUGCAAAGGCAGGAUGAGCCUGCACCGGCGAGGGGCCUUCUCCCCACGCAAAUCGACGGCGAAGUAUUCGACGCUCUGCCCGACGACGUCAAAGCCGAGGUGCUCGCAGCAUACGCGCGCGCGCCAGAACAGCCGCAGUCGCCAAGGAGGGAGCCACAGCACGGGCCGCCUCCACGGAGGCAGGCAACACCUACCAAACGAGGGGGGAUGCGGGGGGCUUCCAGCAGAGCCCAGCGUCGGCGAGACGCGCGGGUCGGCGUCGUCCAGACAAGGUUCAAGAGCGCACACGAAGGUGCCGCCGCAGCGAUUGAGGAGAUUGAGGAGCUGGACCCCGAGUUUCUGGCCGAGCUGCCGGAAGACGUGCGGAGGGAGGUGGUGGCCGACCAUCGCCGGCGGAGGAUGGCGCUCCGGUCCAGGCUCGACGCCCCCGGCCGCAGACGCCAAGUGCCCGACGCGAACGCUCCCCUAGCCGGCGGCCAGAGGAGAAUCCAGUUUCCCGCGCCCCCCCGCAAGGUGGGCUUUGCCGGCUCGGGGGUGACAUCGACGCCGGAGAUCAAAGACAUGAUGGACGCGUGGCACUCCGAGACGCAGGACGAGGGCCCGCACGCUGGCGAUGUGGCAGUCUUGGGCAAGUACAUGGCCAGGGUGGUCAAGGACGAAAGGGACCUGGAAAAGGCGGUGGCGCUCAUCAAGUGGUUGGAGCUUGUUGUCGAGCAGGAUGGCAAGCCGGGGCCGGGACAGGCGUCAUGGCGAGAGGCCGUGAAACAGGUACGACAGGCGGUGCAGACGGCGGUCACGGAGAGGGGUCUCGGGGCACUGGAUAUGUCAUGA
Messenger RNA from Ustilaginoidea virens, 3441 nucleotides. RefSeq lists its product as uncharacterized. The transcript is spliced from 2 exons. The coding region runs from base 1 to 3441 and encodes 1146 amino acids. Gene Ontology annotation, biological process: error-free translesion synthesis; error-prone translesion synthesis. The record is from RefSeq and is a predicted model, not a curated record. Gene Ontology annotation, cellular component: nucleus. NCBI's taxonomy places the organism in Eukaryota, Fungi, Ascomycota, Sordariomycetes, Hypocreales, Clavicipitaceae. Gene Ontology annotation, molecular function: DNA-directed DNA polymerase activity; damaged DNA binding; deoxycytidyl transferase activity.